GCAAGGCGCAGCACCAUGGGCUGGGGCUGGGGGUUGCUGGCGCUGCUGGCGCUGGCCGGGCCUGGGCGCUGUGGCCCGCUGCUCCUGCCCUUCGGGGCUGAGGGCGGCGAUGCGGAGCUGGAGGCCGGGGACGACGUGAGCUCCCCGGUCCUGGAGCUCAGCGCCCCGCUGCAUUUCUACGGCUCCGCCGUCCACUCCCUGCACGUUGCCACUAAUGGAAUCAUUGGAAUGAACAAACCGUCAAAAGAAGAAAAAUACCUUGGUCAAUUCCCAAUAAGUUUUGGGGCUAUUGCUCCUUUUAUGGCUGAUCUGGACACUACUGGUGGACAUGGGAAGGUGUUUUAUAGAGAAGAUUCAUCCCCUGAUGUCUUGCAGCUUGCUGUCAGCUAUAUCCAAAGAGGUUUUCCAGAAGUCGCUUUUGAUCCGAUUAGUGUUGUCAUUGUUACCUGGGCACGUGUGGCUCCUUACCGUACUCCUAGUGAAGAUGCUAUUCUGGAAGACAAGAGAAACACAUUCCAGGCUGUUUUAGCCUCUUCUGAUUCCAGUUCCUAUGCUGUUUUCCUUUAUCCAGAAGAUGGUUUGCAGUUCUGGAGUACACACUCCAAGAAUGCCAAGGAAAAGGUUCCUGCUACUGUUGGCUUUAGUCAGGCAUCUACAAACUACCUACUCUGGGAAAAACUGGGAUCCUACAACAUAGUUGCUCAUGAUGAAGAGUCCAUCAGAAGCCUGUACAAAAGCAGCAAUAUUGGAAAGCCAGGAGUAUGGGUGUUUGAGAUUGGUAGCUCAUCUAUCAUCCUGCCUACCAAGGUCAGCAGCAGUCCAGAAAGUUUGGAGUAUAAUGACUAUGAAGAAUAUCAAGAGGUGACUUCAGAACCAUCUGUAUCAUACUAUAACUCAGCUGAAACAGGCCAACAACAUGUAACAUAUGAUGUUCACAGAAAAGGCGGCGAUCAACAGCAUAUUUCCUAUGGAGUUCCUCAGUCAGCUACAGAAGAAGACUUGAAGUCUUCAGUUGUAACUGGGAUCCCUCCAAUAGAGUCCUCUUUCAAUCGUCAGGCAGAUUUCCCCACUGGGAAAACACCACCUGACCCGUUUCAAGUCCAGAGGUUCUACCAACAGCAACCCCAAGUUAUAGAUGUGGAAGAAUUUGAUGAAACAGGGAUUGUAUUCCGCUACAAUACAGAUGUCCAACAGACCUGUGCUAACAACCGCCAUCAGUGCUCCAUUCAUGCCGUUUGCAAAGACUAUUCAAAUGGGUUUUGUUGCAGUUGCAUUGCUGGUUACAAAGGGAAUGGCAGGCAAUGUGUAGCAGAAGGUUCUCCUCAGCGAGUCAAUGGGAAAGUCAAAGGAAGAAUCUUUGUUGGGAGUAACCCAGUGCCAGUUGUGUUCGAGAACACUGACCUCCAUUCCUAUGUUGUGAUGAAUCAGGGGCGGGCCUACACUGCUAUCAGCACAAUCCCAGAAACACUGGGUUAUUCUUUGCUUCCCCUUGCCUCUGUUGGAGGUAUCAUAGGAUGGAUGUUUGCUGUGGAACAGCAAGGAUAUAAAAACGGAUUCAGUCUUACUGGUGGUGAGUUUACACGACAAGCUGAAGUUAUCUUCCUUGGCAAUAAUGAGAAGCUGGUUAUCAAGCAGAAGUUCAAUGGAGUUGAUGAGCAUGGCCAUCUUACAAUCAGCACAGAAAUGGAGGGUAGAAUUCCUGAGAUCUCAUUUGGUGCAUCAGUUCAUAUAGAGCCAUACACUGAGCUCUAUCAUUCUUCUACAUCUGUGAUCACUUCAUCAUCUACCAGGGAAUACACAGUGACACCACCAGAAAGAGAUGGCUCUUCUUCCAGCUACACUGCUGCCUACCAGUGGCGACAGACCAUCUCGUUUGAUGAAUGUAUCCAUGAUGACUCGCAUCAUCCUGUUUCUGCAACACAGCAGCUAUCAGUGGACAGCAUUUUUGUCCUGUAUAACAAAGAUGAACAAAUUCUACGUUAUGCUAUGAGCAACUCCAUUGGCCCAGUUAGUGAUGGUUCUGCUGAUAUUAACCGGAAUCCUUGCUAUACCAAUACCCAUGAUUGUGAUAGCAACGCAGUAUGUCGCCCAGGAACAGGAAACCAGUUCUCCUGUGAAUGUUCUGUAGGCUUCCAGGGAGAUGGACGUUUUUGUUACGAUAUUGAUGAGUGCUCAGAGCAACCAACUGUAUGUGGCAGCAAUGCAGUCUGUAAUAACCAACCGGGAACUUACCGAUGUGAGUGUGUUGAUGGCUAUCAGUUUUCAGCUGAUGGACGGAGUUGUGUGGCAGUCGAACAUGUGAUAAACCAUUGCCUGGCAGGCACACACAACUGUGAUAUUCCUCAGCGUGCCCAGUGUACAUAUGUUGGUGGGUCAUCGUUCAUCUGUUCCUGUCUCUCUGGCUUCUCUGGAGAUGGACGUGCCUGUGUAGAUGUAGAUGAAUGUCAACAGAACCGCUGUCACCCAGAUGCUUUCUGCUACAACACUCCAGGGUCCUUCAGAUGCCAGUGCAAGGCAGGUUAUCGCGGGGAUGGUUUCCAGUGUGUGUUAGGAGAAGUGGAGAAAACCAAAUGCCAGCAUGAACGAGAACUGGCUUUGGGCUCUCUCAUCCCCAGAGGGUCCAGACCUGUUGGUGAUUUUAUCCCACAGUGUGAUGAAUAUGGGAAUUACAAACCAACCCAGUGCCAUUCCGGCUCUGGGUACUGUUGGUGUGUGGACAGUUAUGGGAAUGAGAUUGAUGGCACAAGAUCUGGUCCAGGAAUCCGACCCCCAUGUCUGAGCACAGCUGCUCCUCCAGUUGUUAUUGGGCCCUCUGUUCGACCAGAUUCAAUUCCUCUGCCCCCAGGAACACACUUACUCUUUGCCCAAAGUGGAAAGAUUGAACAUGUCCCACUGGAGGGGAAUAAUAUGAAGAAAGCUGAUGCAAAAGCUUUGCUAUAUGUUCCAGAUAAAGUUGUUAUUGGAGUUGCAUAUGACUGCAAGGACAAGAUGGUUUAUUGGACAGACAUCAGUGGCCCUUCCAUCAGUCAAGUCAGUCUGCAUGGUGGGGAGCCAACAGCCAUCAUCAAAACAGAUUUGGGAAGUCCUGAAGGAAUAACAAUAGACCAUCUAGGUCGCAACAUCUUCUGGACUGAUUCGCAACUUGAUAGAAUAGAAGUGGCACGCCUGGAUGGUAACCAGCGUCGUGUGCUGUUUGACAGUGAUUUGGUGAACCCCAGAGCUAUUGUAGCAGAUGCUGUGAGAGGAAAUCUUUACUGGACAGAUUGGAACAGAGAUGCUCCAAAAAUUGAAACCUCAUACAUGGAUGGCACAAACAGAAGAAUUCUUGUAAAGGAUGAUCUUGGAUUACCAAAUGGGCUGACAUUUGACAUUUACUCAUCAAUGCUGUGCUGGGCAGAUGCAGGCACCAAGAAGUUGGAAUGUAUGAACCCCAGUCAGCCUGGUCGACGAAAGGUCCUUGAAGGAAUCCUGUACCCUUUCAGCAUUACAAGCUAUGGGAAGAAUUUGUAUUACACAGACUGGAGGAGGGAUGCUGUUGUAGCUGUGGAUCGCACAGUUUCAAAAGAGAAUGAUAACUUCCAGCCCCACAAACGUUCCCGUCUCUAUGGAAUAACUACAGCCUUGGCUCAGUGUCCACCAGGACAUAGCUAUUGUGAAGUGAAUAAUGGAGGCUGUACUCAUCUGUGCCUGACCACCCCAGCAGGCCGCUCUUGCCGCUGUCCUGAUAACACUGUUGGAGUGGAUUGUAUAGAACAAAACUGAGAGCUAGCACACAGAAUGUGUUAGAGCUGCAGUGUCCUCUUGGAAAUGUACUGUAAAUAGUUCACAGCUAUCAACACAGUGAAGACCCUUCAUGAUAAGUUCUCCAUGCUGCUGACAGGGAGCAAGCCACAACACACACAUACACAUGCACAUGCGUGCACACACGUACAUGCACACACUGGUGGCAUUCAGCCAAGUGUGUAAUGCCCAGUACUUUCUUCCUGCAGUUAAAGAUGAAGUUGGGAUCCAGCUGAACCUUAGCUGGCUGGACUGUAGGCCAGUAACUCCUGAGUGAAUUUAUUAGGUAUAGGAUUGUAUGGGAUUGUAUGGCAUAAGAUUGUAUACAUUCACACUGCUCAUUCAGACCAUUACUUUGGCUGUUAAUUUUAUUAGAAAAAACCUUAAUAAGUAUGCUCUAGCAUACAGUAGGCAGCGUUCCCUCUAAGCUGUGCGGUGUGCGCGGGCACACAGGCACGCCUGGCAGUGCAGCAUGAGUGUGCCUGUUUAGCUGUGCACACCACACAGCUUAAAGGGAACACUGACAGCAGACUCCUCCACCAGCUCAUGUUGUCUUUUCAUACUCUGUGAGCUUUUCUGUUAAAACAAGCUCUAGUGGGUGUUGUGCAACUUUCACUGGAUUUUUUCCAGAAAGCCUUAUUUUUUGUGUCUGGCAAAUAGCUUUUUUAUAUCCUCAGAGCUGAGAGUCUAAAUACAAA
This is a messenger RNA of Gavialis gangeticus (Gharial), 4478 nucleotides long. It is a transcript of the gene NID1, whose product is annotated as nidogen 1. The transcript has 20 exons. Gene Ontology annotation, biological process: cell-matrix adhesion. Gene Ontology annotation, molecular function: calcium ion binding. The record is from RefSeq and is a predicted model, not a curated record. The coding region runs from base 16 to 3762 and encodes 1248 amino acids. Lineage: Eukaryota; Metazoa; Chordata; Crocodylia; Gavialidae.